AUGGUACAUACUAACCCACGUAUUGACGAUAUACAGCGAUUUUUUCAUUUGCGCUCGUGUCUAAAAGGUGAGGCAGCACAGGUUAUAAUGUAUAUAGAAACAACGGCCGCAAAUUAUAACAUAGCAUGGAAUAGCGUGGAAGCUCGAUAUAAUAAUAAAAAAGUAUUAGUGCAAUCGCCCACAAAAGAGUUGUUCGAUAUACCGGCGAUAAAUGAAGAAGCUGUGCAAUUAAGAAAAUUAAUAGAUCAGUUAAACGGUCAUAUGAGCGCGUUAGAAACAUUAGGUGAGAAACCUAAGGAGUAG
Molecule: messenger RNA, 303 nt
Organism: Macrosiphum euphorbiae (potato aphid)
Lineage: Eukaryota; Metazoa; Arthropoda; Insecta; Hemiptera; Aphididae
Source: the annotation of a GenBank genome assembly